CAAUGGCGGCACUUUUUUCUCAAGCGUAACUACGCCCUAGCAUCGAGUGAUCAAGAAUGUGUUCGCAGGGAUUACACUCCUGAGUCGACACAAGGUUGCCAUACAACUUGCUUUAUUUUCUCGUUAAAUGGAACAAAUAGAGAAACGGGUCAAACCAGAACCUUAGGAGUCGGUCGAGGCUGCUCCAGUCAAUUUCUAACCGACGACCAACAUAUGCAUCUGGGACUCGGUACUCACACGAAGCUUUCUGAAGUUGGUACAUACUUACCGGCGGAUUUUGACAAGCUGGAAAUCUUUGAACACUGGUGUUUCUGUGCCACUGACUACUGUAAUACACAAGUAUGCUAUAGCCGGCCAUUUGGUAGCAGCGAAUUUGCAAACUCCUAUAUUGGCAAACGAUUACAGUACUCUUCUUACAAUUCCGAUUGGAGGUACCGUAACUGUACUAGUGGUUCAUUUGUUUUGUUUUUACUUCUGUUAUUGCCUUUGUCACUGUUUUCCAACAGCUGA
This is a messenger RNA of Haemonchus placei, 510 nucleotides long. The record is from the annotation of a GenBank genome assembly. NCBI's taxonomy places the organism in Eukaryota, Metazoa, Nematoda, Chromadorea, Rhabditida, Trichostrongylidae.